Messenger RNA from Passer montanus (Eurasian tree sparrow), 1326 nucleotides. It is a transcript of the gene BOLA1, whose product is annotated as bolA family member 1. The record is from RefSeq and is a predicted model, not a curated record. Lineage: Eukaryota; Metazoa; Chordata; Aves; Passeriformes; Passeridae. Gene Ontology annotation, cellular component: mitochondrion. The transcript is spliced from 2 exons. The coding region runs from base 118 to 534 and encodes 138 amino acids.
GGCGUGGUCUGCGCGUAGGGGGCGGGGCUGACUGGGGAUGGGCGGGGUUACGCGGUGCACGUGACGGCGGCGUCACGCGGCGGCGGCGAUCCCGAGCGGAGCGGGCGCCCUUCUCGGAUGCGGGGUCCCCUCCUUGCGGCCGCCCGGGGAGCCAUGGGGGGCACGGGCGGUCCCCUGGCCCGCACCAUCCGUGCCAAGCUGACUGCAGCCCUCCAGCCCACCCACCUGGAGAUCCGGGACGACUCCCCCCGGCACGGGGGCCCCCCCGGAGCCGAGACCCACUUCGGGGUGCUGGUGGUGAGCGGGCGCUUCGCGGGGCUGCCGCCGCUGCAGCGGCACCGCCUGGUGCACGAGGCGCUGCGGGCCGAGCUGGCCGGGCCCCUGCACGCCCUGCAGCUCACCGCCCGCACCCCCGAGCAGUGGCACAGCGACCCCCAGAACCCCCCCGCGCCCCCCUGCCUGGGCGGCUCCAAGAGGGAGAAGCGCCGCGGGGCCGGCGAGGAGGAGGAGGAGGAGGAGGCGGGGAAGCAGUGACGGCGCUGGGGGAGCGCCGGGGGCAGCUGGAGCCCCCCAGGAACAACGGGACACCCUCAAGAACAGCAUGGGGCUCAUGGAAACCCCCCCAAGAACAAUGUGGGGCUCCUGGGACCCCCCCAGGAACAACGGGACACCCUCAAGAACCCCCCCCAGGAACAGCGUGGGGCUCCUGGGACCCCCCCCCAGGAGCAGCAUGGGGGUCAUGGGAGCCCCCCAGGAGCAACGGGACACCCCAAGAACAGCGUGGGGCUCCUGGGGACCCCCCCCAGGAACCGUGUGGGGCUGCCAGGACCCCCCCAGGAACAACAGGACCUCCUCAAGAACCUUGUGGGGCUGCCAGGACCCCCCCCAGGAUCAAUGUGGGGCUGCCAGGAGCCCCCCAAGAACAACAGGACCCCCCAGGAACAGCAUGGGGCUCACAGGACCCCCCCAGGAACCUUGUGGGGCUGCCAGGAGCCCCCCAAGAACAACAGGACCCCCCAGGAACAGCAUGGGGCUCACAGGACCCCCCCAGGAACCUUGUGGGGCUGCCAGGAGCCCCCCAGGAACCACAGGACCCCCUCAGGAACCCUGUGCAGCUCAUGGGAACCCCCCCAGGAACAGCAUGGGGCUCACGGGACCCCCACCCUGGUGUUUGGGAGGGGACAAAAGUAAUGGGGGUGACCCCCCCACACCCCAUAGCACCCCCAAGCUGGACCCAGCCCCUCCCUGCUCCCACCCUGCUGUGGAUUUUUGGGGUGUCCCUCCCGUUGCACCUGAAUUAAUUUAAAUAAAUGUUUUCUGUGGGCA